Vicia faba (fava bean) is the source of this 345-nucleotide messenger RNA. The record is from the annotation of a GenBank genome assembly. Lineage: Eukaryota; Viridiplantae; Streptophyta; Magnoliopsida; Fabales; Fabaceae.
AUGCUAUGCUGUCCAACAAAACGGGCAGCAACAGAAAAGGUUCGGUCAGCCUGCCCGUCUUUUUUCCUUGCCCGUAACUAUAUAAAACCAACCAUAACCGCACUGGUUUUCCACCCACUGCCACUACAACCACUAAUCUUUUUCUGUUUCAAAAUAUUCUCUCUCUUUAAAACAAUGAAGAUGAAUGUUUUUGUGGCAGUUAUGGUUGCUUUGUUGGUGAUAGCUACAAGUGGUGUUUCUGCUGCUGAUUCCCCAGCUCCUAGUCCUGCUUCUGAUGCUAGUGUUCUUUUUGUUCCAACUGCGGUUGCUUCACUCGUAGCUCUUGCAUUUGGGUUUCUCUUUUGA